UGUAAAGAGCUCAGUGGCUUUGUUCCCAUUGACGGGGGCGGAAUUUUCUUCGAGAUUGCCCCUGAGGAUUAACGGCGGGCCCUUUUGUGUGUUUUACAGUAAGAAUAUUUUCUUGUCAUCUCCUGCGCUUCACUGAUUUGGGUGUUAAUCUUAGCAAGGUUGAACAAUGUUCUGGAAAUUUCAUGCUGCACCAUCAGCAAGUGUAGAUGAACUUCUAAGCAAAGAGAAUGUAACCCUAGAACAAUUAUUGGAUGAAGAGGACAUUAUACAAGAAUGCAAGGCUCAGAACAGCAAAGUCAUUGAUUUCCUGACACAGCCGGACAUGAUGAUGUCGCUGGUGUCGCACAUGGUGACGGAGCCGGACCCGAGUGGCGACGUGACGGCACAGUACCGCUAUGCCAACAUGGCCUCCGAGAUUGUGACGUGCAACAUCCCAGCCAUCAUCGACCAGCUGGCGUCCGAGCGGCCGCUGCUGCAGCGGCUCUAUGGCCUGCUGGAGCAGGACGUGCCACUCAACCCGCUGCUGGCCAGCUUCUUCUCCCGCACCCUGGCGCUGCUCAUUGUCCGCCGACCCGACCAGAGUUGGUACUCCUAUCAGUUCAACUGCUUACAGGUAUUAGAAUUCCUUAAGUCCAUGGAGACGUUCAUCGACCUGGUGCUGAAGCACCUGGGCACCUCGGCCAUCAUGGACCUGACGUGCAAUCUCAUCUCGGGCAUCGAGGCGCCCGAGUACCGGCAGAACGCGCUCAACUGGCUGAACGACCAGCGGCUGGCGCAGCGGCUGGCCGAGCUGAUGGCCGACUCGCAGCAUCCAGAGCGCCAGGCCAACGCCGGCCAGGUGGUCAUCUCGGUGGUCAGCUGCGCCAGGCAGAUGGCGCAACAGCUGGCGCCCGGCGAGAAGGAGCCCAACCCGCUCGUCUCCACCAUCGAAACGGUGGAGUUCGUCUCGACGGUGCUGGACGGCGUGCUUGGCGACGGCCGGACGGAGGCCGGCCUGGUGAACGCCGUGCUGGUGCUGCGGCUGCUGCUGGACACGGGCCGCCAGGGCGCGCCGUACGCGCAGAACGAGGCCGACGAGGAGUCGCCGCCCCAAGAGCCGGCCAGCGUGCAGGCGGUGACGGAGGCGGACCUGUUUUUCCAGUAUACACUGAACAAUUUCCUUCACUCACAAGUAGAACAAUGCAUUGGUCUGAUCCUGGAUGCGGAGCCGCAGGAGAACGAGGAGGGCAAGAGCUGUCAUCCACUUCUAGUACAUCUUGGUGGCAGCGGCCCGCUAUGUCCGACUCGGAUGGACGCGCCCCUGAUGGCAACACCCCGCUGCCCACAGAUAUUCACAAAGACAAAGCUGGUGCAGAGAAUACUGCAGGGCAUGGAGGAACCCCAGACGAACGGCGAGACCUCGGAACAGAAACGGUGCUGCCGGUCACUGCGAGCCUACUGCGGCCACCUGGUCAACAUGGCCAACAAGAUCUGCUCGGCGUGCGAGAAAGGCCCAAACGCCGAGCUGGUGCAGCGCCAGCUGGACGCGCUGCCCGAGCCCAUCCGGGCCGCCUGGCAGGCCUUCAAGGAGGCCAAACUCAACCGCAUUAACGAACAGAACAAGCCGGUGUUGCCCGACACCAAGCAGGACUCGAGCAGCGACUCGGACUACCGCGGAGUCACGGACGCCCAACAGGCAGCCAUAUUGAGGACGUUCCACAACUUCCAGCUACUAAACGCCGGCACUGGCAGCGGCCUGUCCGACCAGAUGGGGCACAGCGACGACGAGUACAACGACAUCGGCGACGUGCUCAGUGCCGCCCACCCGGUCGCCAUGGACACCAACCUGUGGGAGUCGGCGCCGGCCGCCGACCCGGCCGCCAGCGACUGGGCCGACUUCGCCGCCUUCCCGGCGCCGGCCGCCGUGCCGGCCUCGCCGCCGCGCGAGAGCAAAGGUGCGCCCCGGCCCUGA
Messenger RNA from Pollicipes pollicipes, 1951 nucleotides. Its product is annotated as serine/threonine-protein phosphatase 6 regulatory subunit 3. The record is from RefSeq and is a predicted model, not a curated record. Lineage: Eukaryota; Metazoa; Arthropoda; Thecostraca; Pollicipedomorpha; Pollicipedidae. Bases 167 to 1951 code for a protein of 594 amino acids. Gene Ontology annotation, molecular function: protein phosphatase regulator activity; protein phosphatase binding. The transcript has 13 exons. Gene Ontology annotation, cellular component: nucleus; cytosol.